GCCGCCAGCCAGCACCGUCUCCCGUUAGAUGCUUAGGACGGGCUGAGCAAGAGAGUCCUGAGUGAAGUCCGGUUGGCGAUCUCUGAAGUUUUUGCUUUUUUUCCGUUCAGGCAGUUGCUUAGCCACCUCAGCCCGGGCAAGGACCUUAGCUGUCGCGUUGCUUGGCAAAAGGAAGCUUGAAGGCCGGGCCUAGCAAGAGAGGAAAGAAAGUGGAGGUAUUGCAUUGCUGGGCUGCUGCCUACUACACCAAUGGGGGUAGAAAUGGACCCCCUGCUCCACGCUUGGAGUUACUUCCGGCGGAGGAAGUUCCAGCUGUGCUCAGAUCUCUGCUCCCAGUUACUGGAGAAAGAACCGGGCGACCAGGCUGCUUGGUGCUUGAAAUUACGAGCCUUAACAGAAAUGGUUUAUGUGGAUGAAAUUGAUGUGGAUCAGGAAGGCAUUGCUGAGAUCAUCCUGGAUGAAAAUGCUAUUGCCCAAGUUGCACGUCCAGGUACUUCGCUGAAGCUCCCUGGAACCAGUCAGGGUGGAGGUCCCAGCCAAGCUGUCAGGCCAGUGACUCAUUCAGGGAGACCCAUUACAGGAUUCGUGCGACCCAGCACACAAAGUGGUCGGCCAGGCACUAUGGAACAGGCCAUAAAGACUCCAAGAACUGCUCACACUGCCCGUCCAAUGACUAGUGCUUCAGGGAGAUACGUCAGGCUCGGAACGGCCUCUCUGCUCACAAAUCCUGAUGGUCCCUUUAUAAAUGUGGCUAAACUGAACUUAAAUAAUUAUGCUCAAAAACCAAAGUUAGCAAAGGCAUUGUUUGAAUACAUUUUUCACCAUGAGAACGAUGUUAAGAACGCUAUAGAUCUGGCAGCAUACGCCACUCAGCAUGCCCAAUUCAAGGACUGGUGGUGGAAAGUGCAAAUGGGGAAGUGUUAUUACAGGUUAGGAUUGUAUCGUGAAGCAGAAACGCAAUUUAAAUCGGCUCUCAAACAGCAGGAUAUGGUAGAUACGAUACUGUAUUUGGCAAAGGUGUAUUCCCGCUUGGAUCAGCCUUUGACAGCUUUAAAUGUUUUCAAGCAAGGAUUAGAUCGGUUUCCUGGAGAAGUCUCCCUUCUUUGUGGUAUUGCCAGGAUCCAUGAGGAAAUGAACAAUAUUUCUGCAGCUGCAGAAUGCUAUAAAGAAGUCUUAAAACAAGACAAUACACAUAUGGAAGCCAUUGCAUGCAUCGGAAGUAAUCAUUUUUAUUCAGACCAACCUGAGAUAGCAUUGCGGUUUUACAGGCGGCUCCUGCAGAUGGGUGUUUAUAACUGCCAGCUGUUUAACAACCUGGGCCUCUGUUGCUUCUACGCCCAGCAGUAUGACAUGAUUCUCAGCUCCUUUGAACGUGCCCUCUCUCUGGCUGAAAAUGAGGAGGAGGCAGCUGAUGUUUGGUACAACCUGGGACACGUCGCUGUGGGAAUAGGGGAUACGAGCCUGGCUUUCCAGUGUUUCAAGCUGGCCUUGGCAAACAACAAUGACCAUUCAGAAGCUUACAACAAUUUAGCUGUGCUGGAAAUGCAAAAAGGCCGCAUAGAGCAGGCAAGAGUGUUUCUGCAGACUGCGUCAUCUUUAGCACCUCAUCUCUACGAGCCACACUUCAAUAUUGCUCUGUUGUCCGAUAAGGUCGGAGAUCUCCAAAGAAGUUACGUGGCCGCUCAGAAGUCCGAAGAAGCAUUUCCGGAACACCUGGACACCCAGCAACUCAUCAAGCAAUUGAAACUGCACUUUGCCAGGCUUUGAAGCCUUCCUUAGACAAUGUCAUAAAUUAUUUUUCUUCAAAUCUGCUAAUUUAUACAAAGGAGAGAAAUUAGUAUUUUAGAGUUUUAUUUUUUUUAUAUAGUGGAGCAUCAGCUGUGCUGGCCAGAGGCGAUCUGAAACUUUUUUACUCUCUCCAGUUGGGGAAAUGCUGCUGCUGUAAGCUAAACUAGAGAGUCAUCUGCUUUGGUAUAUCCAGUGAUAUCCUAUCUUGGGAGGAAGACCUUGUUUCUGGACAUACUAGGUGAAAAAGGGCAGAGUUUACCUUCAACCAGCUUGUCUGAUGGGAACAUUUCAUCUGGGGAAGGAGUUAUACUAAGAGUACUCAACCGUGCUUGAGGGUAGCUAUUUGUAAGCAUUAGUUUAUUGAUCCUUUUUGUUUGUUUCAAGGAAAGGCUUUUUCCUGUUAUUCACUGCCUGCUGAUGUUGCACAGUUUUGCCAUUUAAUGAAUUCAAAGGUGGAUUGUCAAACAGUUUAACUCCAUGUUGCAGCAUAGUGGGGCACUUUCACACACACUGAAGGAUACGUUUCCAGGCAAAAAUGGCAAAAUCCACUUGUAAAUGAUUACUAAAGUGGAUUGGAAGUGCAACAUUCAACAUGCGUGAAAACAUCCCCUGGCAUGUAUCCCAUAAUUAGGAAGGACAUUGAUACUGUAAGACACUAAAGGUGUGUCCAUUUAAUGGCUUUGAAGGUGGAAAUGUACGUGCAUGCUCGCCCAUCUAACCCCUAAAAUCUCCACUGAUGUGCACCUUUAUCUCUCUACGCAUCAUGGUGCUCCUGAGGCCAGUCCAGGCCGUGCAGUGAGAAUACUGAUUGACAUUUACAAAAAAGACACGUGUUUUAUUAAGCCCCCACUUUACUAGCAAGGACUAAGAAGAAAAUUUGGAAGCUGGAUCUUUGUUCCACAAGAGUUAGCAACCUAAGAGCUAUGGGAUAUGUGAAGAAAAGCUAUUUAAUCAGUGCUUUCAUCAGGGCCGUUGCUUUUAAGGAAGAAAGGCAGAGGUAGCAAGAAAUGAGAGCAGCUUUUAAUGCCACUCCUCUUAACUUGGCUAAGGUAGUCACUCAUAGAGUGUAGGAAGCAACCUGUAGAGGUUAGGCAAUUAGAAUUUGGCUUCCAUUGCUCAGGUUUAGGAAGUCUGAAGAUACAGUCAUGUCUUUAUAGGCUGGAUAUUUUGGACAGCUGACCUUUGAAAAGUUUGCUGGAUGCUAUCAUUUCCUCUCUCGCCUAUAAACACAUUUUCUGGAUUUUUUUCAAGCACGAUGGUCAUUAAAGGAUUUUUUUCUUCCCAGCUCUUAGGGUGACUGCCCCAUAAAUUAGGCUUAGUACAAGUGAACUUGGCCACGUCAAUUUAUGCCAUAUCAUUUCCCUACAUUUGCUUAGUGUUUUAGAUUAAGAAAUGGUGCCUUUGCAUCAUAAAUAUUUCUGUAGAAGGAUAGGGUAGUUGAAAAGCCAGUAAGAUGAGAAAAUGGGUGGAAGAAUCCUAAGAUACAGCUCAGGGUCCUGUCUCCCUUUCAAUAAAUCAAUAAAUAUUCUAAUGCAAGCAGUUGAAGGUAUUCCUAGAAACAAAUGUAACUAUAGUUGACAAACUAAUGAUGGAAUUAAAGAAUACUCCUGUUAUAAGAAAUAGACAGACUACUGAAAGUGUACUUUGGUUUUAAUGUAGCAACAGAAUACAUGUGACUCCUAAGAAAAUGUCCAGUUUUAAUGGCAAGUGUAUGCAAUGCCUGUUUAAACAGUAAUGCUUCAUAUAGGCGAUUUUCCCACCAGGGGUGGCCGAUCACAACUUGGAGAACGUACUUUUUUUUUUUUACCAGUGCCAACAUAUCCGGAAAGGUCAGCACCACAAUGUUUUCCAGUUAUUUCCCACCUGGGGUCUAGUUGCUUCCCUUCUCCCCACCCCAUCUACUGAAGAAAGUGGGACUUUCAUUUUGCUACAAUCAGAUGUGAAGGAAGAGUGAAUGAAAAGAAAUAGGGCAGAAGGCUCAAGAAGCAGUUUUACCCACCAGGUUGGUACUGUUUGGUAGGUUCUCUGACUUGUACAUGGGCAGCCCCGUUCCUAUCAGGUUCGUUUAUAAAGACAUAGAGGGACUUUUUUUUUUUUUUUACUGCCUCAGGUUUAGUACAAACCACUUCAUAACAACUGAAUACAUUUCAGGCUUCCGUUAACAAUUUUAUUCAAACCUAACUUGUUCGUGUAGCUAUUAUGUAUACCUGAAUUUUUAAAGUUUACUUAUAAUAAAUUAUCGUGUAUAAUCAGUUGCAACUCCAUUGUCUCUUUUUAACAUAUUGCAAAUAAUAAAAAUGGAAGAACUGCUUGUA
Sphaerodactylus townsendi is the source of this 4103-nucleotide messenger RNA. RefSeq names its product tetratricopeptide repeat domain 8 (gene TTC8). The record is from RefSeq and is a predicted model, not a curated record. The transcript has 14 exons. Gene Ontology annotation, molecular function: protein binding. The coding region runs from base 250 to 1767 and encodes 505 amino acids. Lineage: Eukaryota; Metazoa; Chordata; Lepidosauria; Squamata; Sphaerodactylidae. Gene Ontology annotation, cellular component: non-motile cilium; ciliary basal body; BBSome. Gene Ontology annotation, biological process: non-motile cilium assembly.